Molecule: messenger RNA, 1524 nt
Organism: Solenopsis invicta (red fire ant)
Lineage: Eukaryota; Metazoa; Arthropoda; Insecta; Hymenoptera; Formicidae
Product: juvenile hormone acid O-methyltransferase
Exons: 6
Coding region: 710-1522 (270 amino acids)
Source: RefSeq, a predicted model, not a curated record
UACUUUUAACAAAUAAAGUGCAGGUGACAGUGUUUAUUUUUUUAAUAAAAUCCAAGUGGUAGUAUCUUUAAUUCCUUUCUAAAUGAAAUUCAAGAGAUAGCAACUGUGUGUUUCCAUUGAAAUUCCUUUCUGUUCUAACCUAAGUGGAUGUAAUAUUUAAUUUAGAAAAGUUUCAAUGGAAUAUAUAACAUUUAACCUCAAAGAUUAAAGAGGAAACAGAAAUAAGAAAGUUUUAUUAAAAUUAAAAAAUUUUAAACUACAAAACUUUGCGCUGAUAGAUACGAAAAGAAAGAAAGCGAUAAGUGGAACACUUGUAAAAUAUGCGUUAUCAGAGAUUAGGUUCCUUUCUGGCGUUGUAAAAGUAACUAUUCAAAGUAUUGCAAAAAUGCUUACUUUGUGAUAAUAGUAAUUACGCCAAGCCGCGAUUUCGCGCAGUCGCUGGAUAUAAAAACACUCGCUCGACACCCAACCGGCGGAGAGUAUAUUGAGAAGCAAUACUGUCAACAUACGACGAAGCAUCGAAGCAUCAAACAUCGCCAUUAGCAAUAUACAUACGAAUAUCACAAUAUUACUAUAAUCGACGCCGCAAACCUGCAUCAAGAGCUAUAACCAAGAAGAAAUCGGAGCAAUUAGGUAAAAUAAUUAUUUCAACGUUUGAAUAGUUUUAUACAUAAUAAUAAAACAUAAUAUAUUAACGGCAUUGUCAAAGAUGAAUCCAGCAAAGCACACUUCUCUUAACGAAGUGCAAAAAGACAAUGUACGAAAUAUAAUAAACUUGUUUGGUGAAGAGCUAAAAAAUAUAUGUGGAAAAUGUAUGGAUGUUGGUUGCGGCCCUGGAGACAUAACAACAAGUAUUCUUUUACCAAGUCUUGAUCCAAAAGCUGUAAUAAUUGGUACAGAUAUUUCUACGGCCAUGGUUAAAUAUGCGCAAAAAACAUACGGUGAUAACGAACGUCUCGAAUUCGAAAUAUUGGAUAUUGAAAUUGAAAGUUUACCUGAAAAAUAUCUUUCUAAGUUUGAUCACAUCUUUUCAUUUCACACCUUGCACUGGUGCAAUGACGCUAGGAGAAUAUUUCAAAAUAUGUAUUGCAUGCUUCAACCUGGUGGAACUAUCCUUGUAUUUUUUGGAGUAUCUCAUGCUACGAUAGACGUCAUUAAGAAAAUGACGCAGGAUAUUCGUUUUGCACCUUACCUGCAAAGGAAAUUUGGAUUUCCAUUUUCCGAUUCAGCCAGACCCUGUGAAGAACUUACAGUCUUACUUGAAAGUAUCGGGUUUAAUAUUAAACAUUGUGAAAUUCAGGCGCAAGAUUUUUCCAACAUAAAUACAAACGCAUUUUUAUCUUCUAUAUUUGCUAUGUUUACCUUUUUGGAUGCGAUGCCACCUAUUGAAAAGAAAGAAUUCAUGGAUGACUUUGUACGUGAAUAUCAUAACAAAGUUAAUCAUGGUAAUGAACAACAUAAUAAAGCAGAAACAAUAGAUUUACAUUAUUAUUUUAUAGUUUAUGCACAAAAAACUAAGUAAUA